AUGAAUCAAAAGGUGGCGCGAUUCAAUGGAUGUUAUAAACGACUUCAAUUAGCACAUCACAGUGGUUCGUCUGAUGAGCAAAUUCUUGAGAAUGCACAUCAAUUGUACAAAUCUGAAAAUAACAACUCAAAUUUUCUGCUUGUGGACUGUUGGAGAUUGUUAAAGGAUGAGCCGAAAUGGAAUACAAUGUACCAACCAAAAGGUGGUAAGAGAACAAAGGUGUCAGAUACAGGGGCAUUUACUUCUUCUUCCAAUGCAGACAUCAGUGAUGAUGAAGUACGUGAAGUGCGCCCUACUGGCCAAAAGGCAGCAAAGAGAAAAGGGAAGGAAAAAAAAGACACACAUGCUAGAUUUAUAGAGAUUAGUGAACGGAAAGCAUCUGUAUUGGAGAAAUUGGUGGCGAUAAAGGAGAAAGAGGCAGAAGAUAAUAGGAUGACAAAAUACAUGGAUUAUCUCAUCAUGGACACGUCGCAUAUGGCUCAUGAACAAAAGAAAGAUCAUGAAAACUUGUCUAUAUUUUAA
Messenger RNA from Humulus lupulus (European hop), 522 nucleotides. RefSeq lists its product as uncharacterized. Bases 1 to 522 code for a protein of 173 amino acids. The record is from RefSeq and is a predicted model, not a curated record. NCBI's taxonomy places the organism in Eukaryota, Viridiplantae, Streptophyta, Magnoliopsida, Rosales, Cannabaceae. The transcript has 2 exons.